Molecule: messenger RNA, 1007 nt
Organism: Astyanax mexicanus (Mexican tetra)
Lineage: Eukaryota; Metazoa; Chordata; Actinopteri; Characiformes; Acestrorhamphidae
Product: granzyme B(G,H)-like
Exons: 5
Coding region: 158-913 (251 amino acids)
Biological process (GO): proteolysis
Molecular function (GO): serine-type endopeptidase activity
Source: RefSeq, a predicted model, not a curated record
CCACUCACCUCUACUUUCACUUUCAGUCAUAUUUCUCACCUCAAGCCCUCUAAAAGACCCCAGCGUCUGUUGCAGCAGUGCACGGAUCAUGUGCGCUAAAAGAAACUGUGGUAAGCUAUGUGUUGUCUGUUAGUCUACAGUCUGCACUUGUAGCUGAAUGAUGUUUCAGUUUUUGCUCAUCGUCUCUGUCAUCUCUCUUUCUGGAGCGAUGGAGAGCGGUAUUAUUGGAGGAAAGGAAGUUGAACCUCACUCCAGACCUUACAUGGUGUCUCUUCAAAUGUACAAUACCCACAUGUGUGGUGGGAUGCUGAUCAGAAAGGACUAUGUGUUGACUGCUGCUCACUGCACAGACCUAAUUAAACAGUCUGAGAUGAGCAAGCUGGAAGUGGUCCUCGGAGCACACAACCUGAAGAAAAAGGAACUUUUCCAGCAGAGAAUUCCAGUGCAGAAAUGCAUUAAGCAUCCCUCUUACAAGCACCAAGAAGUACACCAUGAUAUCAUGUUACUGAAGCUGAAAAACAAAGCCAAGAUCAACAAGUUCACGAAAGAGAAGGCUCUGCCGAAGACGAAUGAUAAGCUUCCAGCCAAUCAGAUGUGCUCUGUAGCAGGCUGGGGCUUUACGGCACCAAAUGGUCCUCCAUCAAAUGUUCUGCGAGAGGUUUCACUCAAAUUACAGUCUAACAUUGAAUGCAAGCAUAUAUGGCAGAACCAUUUUAACUUUCAGCAAAUGAUCUGCACCGCCUCUGAUGGAAAAAGGUCUUUUUGUAAGGGUGAUUCAGGAAGUCCUCUUAUUUGCAACAAUCAACCACAGGGAAUCGUUGCGUUUGCCAACCUUACUGACUGUCGGAAGGGUCCACAGGUUUACACAAAGAUAGGCUUCUUUCUUCCAUGGAUUGAAAAAGUCAUAGGUUAGAAAGUGUAAAGUGUACAUGUACAGUGUGUAUCAUUUUCUUCAUUUUCUAUUCCAGACAACCACAAUAAUAAAUGUCACAUUGCAAACAUCUUAU